Molecule: messenger RNA, 1368 nt
Organism: Mesorhabditis belari
Lineage: Eukaryota; Metazoa; Nematoda; Chromadorea; Rhabditida; Rhabditidae
Source: the annotation of a GenBank genome assembly
AUGGCCGGCUCGGGGGGUCCGCCCCCGCCACGGGCUUUCCUUCCGUCAUUUUCUUCGCUAGCCGCUUCGCUUUCCGCGUCCACAUCGGCGAGUGCAGGCGCUCCACCACUCCCAAUUUUCCUCCCCUCAACUUCUCCAUUGCAAACCCCGCCCACUCCAACCAGUACCACGAGUUUCCCUGAAUUUAGGGGUGAGCGCUGUGUCGGCUGUGGAUCAGAGAGCGCGAUCCGUGUCCACUACGGAGCCCCAUCGUGCCAUGGAUGCAAGGCUUUUUUUAGACGAAGCGUUUUUGAGGGUCGUCACUACGCAUGCUCGGCCGAGAAUCACUGUGAAAUCACGAAUGAAUCCCGAAAUCGUUGCCGGGCAUGCCGCUUCCGGAAUUGUCUCGAUGGUGGAAUGAACCCGAAACACGUGCGAGAAGAAAGAAGCAAAAGUGAUCGAUUGCAUCAAGAAAGACAAACAAAUGAGCAACAAACGAUUGCACAACAACAACAACAGCAACAACAUCGGACACCCACGUCGACUCCUGUCGAAGAGCAACAAAUCACAAUCUUUUUGAUAGCUUUGGAGCGACAAUGUGAGCAAUUGACAGACGAGGACGCUACGACGGAACAAUCACAACUUCACGAGAUCGCUCGUCAAGUCACCGACAAUCUCAGUUUGCAGAAUAUCGCGAGAGUUAGACGGCGUCCGAUGGUGUGGACCUGUGAGAGAAUAAUGAGCGACGAGGAUAUCUCGAGUACCUGGUACAGAGCCUUUGUCCUCCUUGCCGAUUGGGCAAUGAGCAUCCCAGAGUUCCGAAUUUUACCUCAAAGUGAUCAGACAAUUCUCUUCCGACAAAACUUCAUGACGUUCGGCUGGCUGCACUACACCUACAAAUGCUAUGCGAAUGGUCAUUCACCGAUUGGAAUGCCGAUCGGUAACGGUUCCUUCAUUCCAUAUCGAGACAGCGAUCUGGCAAAAAUGGAUCCCAAAUGGAUCUCGACGUAUGGUUUGUUGGGUCGGAAAGCGAUCGACACCGUCGUUAAACCAAUGGCUGAACUUGAAAUCGAUGAGGAAGAGUAUUGCCUUCUUAAAACGAUCGCUCUAUUUCAACCAGAUAACACCCUUUCCGAAACGGGAGCUUGUAUUGCGGCUCGACAACGCGACAAACUAUUAGAAGCUUUCGCCACUCAUUCAAUUGAACGACGAUUCCCCCAUCUUUCAACUACCCAAAAAGCUGCUCGUGCUUUAAAAGCAACUCUCCUAUUCCCAGCUUUAAUUUCGAUUUCCCAAUUCGAAGCCAGCUUCAUGCAAAACCUGAGCGCAAUCGAAGUAUCUUCUCUUUGCGGGAUUUCUGGAGAUGUUCUACGAUCAUUGGAUCCAAGA